This is a messenger RNA of Ostrea edulis (European flat oyster), 4257 nucleotides long. RefSeq names its product protein ECT2-like. The transcript is spliced from 22 exons. Gene Ontology annotation, molecular function: guanyl-nucleotide exchange factor activity; GTPase activator activity. Lineage: Eukaryota; Metazoa; Mollusca; Bivalvia; Ostreida; Ostreidae. Bases 65 to 2677 code for a protein of 870 amino acids. Gene Ontology annotation, cellular component: nucleus; cell cortex. Gene Ontology annotation, biological process: activation of GTPase activity; nervous system development; mitotic cytokinesis. The record is from RefSeq and is a predicted model, not a curated record.
AACCAAUCAAAGUCAUCGUACGAUUUAAACAGCGCCAUUUUCAAAGGAUAACGAGAAGCCAACAAUGGCGAGUGGUUCCAAGCCUCUCGAGGCUUCAAAGAAAGAGGACGAUGAUCAAGCUACUCAAGUAGUUUUGGUAGGGGAAACAACCCAAGAAAAUGAAGAUCUGCAAAAAGCUCUCAAGACUUUGGGUCUGAAAGCCCGGGAGUCUGAGACAGGAAUGGAUUAUAUACAAGCAGCCUCGGAAAUUGAGACGGUGUUUGUUCUGUCCGAGUUUGAGGGAGAUAUUUUUCGCAAUCUCUACAAAGCUGAGGCCAAUAUUGUGGGCCCACCUGUCAUACUGCACUGUGCCAAAGAAAAUAAGGAAGUACCAUGCCAUUCCAGACCCCUGUACUGUACCGCUAUGGAGGGAGUUAUUUUAUGUUUCACUGGAUUAGACAAGCAAGAGGCUAGGCCUCUUGCAGAACUGGUACACCAUAUGGGAGGCAGCAUACGUAGAGAGGUUUCUGCUAAAGUCACCCACCUCAUUGCAGACUGCACUGAUGGUCCAAAGUAUAGGCUUGCUAGUAGUUUGGAAACCCCUAUAGUGAAGCCGGACUGGAUCUACAAAGUAUGGGCAGACAGGGAUGUUGUUGGGAUAAAAGCCAACGACAAAAUGGUCCAAUACAGAGUGCCUCCUUUCUACAAAUGUUGCUUGUGUUUUUAUGGUUUUACGGAAGAGGAGAAGAAGCAUAUGGAGGAAAUAACUGUUGAAAAUGGUGGGAUAUAUGCUGAGAUUGGAGAUGAAGACUGCACUCAUUUAGUUGUGGAUGAUCAGCAGACACCAGAGCUCCCUAAAGAUUUAGUGCUACCUCAUUUUAUUGUUCGGGCUGAGUGGUUUUGGGGGAGCUUACAAAUAGAGGCUUGUUCGGAUGAAAGAUUUUAUCAAUUUCCAAAGGAGACAAAUACAGGGCCAGUGUUUACACCUGGUCGCUCUAUGUCUGGUUCCAAAUCCCGAAAAAGAAAGAGAUUAAAAGAGAACAUCGCCCAGCUGGCUGCAGAGGGAGAUCUUGACUCGCCAUUGUACAAACGGAGAUCCAGCAGUGAAUACAGUCGUAUCUCCAUGAGUCCAAGUUCAUUCUUGGAUGCUUCGAACACUCCGGAUAAAUCGGAUGUGUUGACUGAAACAAAUGACAAUGAAGAAAAGUCCAAAGUUAUGCCAUUAAAAUUAUCACCUAGACAACAGGUUGUCAUGGAAUUACUGCAAACAGAAAAGAACUAUGUUGGCAUAUUACACACCAUUUUAAAUGUUUUUAAAUCAGAAAUCGAGAAACCUAAUCAAUAUCACGGUGCUAUAUUGGCCUCCCAAGACACUAAGUUGAUCUUCGGUAACAUUCCCCCCAUCUACAAAAUACACUGUGAAAUCAAGGAGGAGCUAUUGGCUCUUAUAGAUAACUGGACGGAAGAGUGCUUGGUGGGUCAAGUCAUAUCAAAGCAUGCUGAGGCCAUGCUGAAAGCAUAUCCCCCUUUUGUGAAUUACUUUGAACAGACAAAGGAGACCAUAGCUAAAUGUGAUAAAACAAAUACAAGAUUUCAUGCCUUUCUAAAAGUAUGUCAGAGUAAGCCUGAGUGUGGACGUCAGAGUCUGACUGAGCUGUUGAUUCGGCCUGUUCAGAGACUGCCUAGUGUGUCCCUGCUGCUUGGAGAUAUUUUAAAGAAAACUAGCAGGGAUAAUCCUGAUUAUGAAAGACUGGAAAAUGCGAUAGAUUUACUCAAGGAAAUUAUGACACAUAUCAAUGAAGAUAAAAGAAAAACUGAUAACCAGGUUGUGAUGUUUGAUAUUAUGAAUGAAAUUGACAAUUGCCCUGCAACAAUACUUUCCUCCCAUCGAAGUUUUGUGAUCAAGGCUGAUGUUGUGGAGCUGUCGGAUGAGCUGUGUGGACGCAAUCUUCCCCUCUCCUUGUUUCUCUUCACAGAUACUUUAGAGAUCUGUAAACGGAGAACAAAGCACGGAAGUACAGCAAAGAGCCCGGCCCUGAGGAGGAGUCCGCAGAAACCAUACAAGCACCUCGGUCUGCUGCAGCUUAAGUCUGUCAAGAGAGUCAUCAACUAUAGGGAAUCUGAAGAUUGUCAGAACAGUUUUGGAAUCAUAUGCAAGUCACACACAGACGACAAGGACAAAUUAUUCAGCUUUAUGUUGGAUGAGGCAGACACCAACAAGAGCCACUUCCUGUCUUCCAUGGCCAGAUCAAUAGCUCAGACCAGGUGUUUAGCUGAUCAUGAGGGUCUGAUUGCCACAGUGGAGGGUCGAGACCUACAGAUUAACACCAAUGUCCUGAGUAGAAGUACUUUCAGCAGAGCUGCAAAAUUGGGUAAACGAGUGAGCAGGGCAUUUUCCUUCAACAAGACGCCGAGUCGGUUAAAGCGGGCAGUCUCCAGUGUCCUCAGUCCAUUCUCCCAUGAAAACAGUCACAACACCCUGACCGGAACUCCUCGCCGUGGUGAACUCUUCAACCGCCGGCAGGCCAGUUGUAUGGACCUCACUGAUUCCAUUUCCCUCCUGAGUAGUUACCCAAGCUCUACCACCUUAUACCACGAUGAUGACACAGUCAGUUUGGGGGCAUUUUCCAUCCACACCCCCAUGGAACAUUCCAACAUGAAUGACCACAACAGCAAGACCAUGAAGCCCCCCAGCUAGUCAGUAAAAUGUCAGGAAAGAGCAACAACACAAACUGUAACAAAUGAGGAAUAAGUAGUGUUGUUUUUGAGAAGGAGAUAGAGCGGUGCUCCACUUAGUAGUGUAUAUAUAUGUCACACAAGAUGAUGAGAAACGCCCAGUCUUCUCGUAAAAUAGUAGCUUCUCUGAAGGGAAAAAACCUGAUUUCCAUUUUCAGUGUUAUUGUAUUGAAUUAGAAACAAACUGUAUGAUAUUGUUGAAGAGUGAGAUCUGAUAAAGAAAUUGAAAGUGCUAUUUAUGUUACAAUUGUACAGAGAUUGGCACUAGCUGCAAUGUACUUGUAUAUUUGAAUGGGGUUUUCUUGUGCAAGGAAGAACUGACUGAAGUGAUGGAAAAGAAUUUGAAGUGUUUGUUUUAUGCAAUAAUUGAAAGAAUGCUUUAUUCUAUUUUAUGUAGAUCUGAUUGAAGUGGUUUUUCUGAUUUUUAAACAAAAUUUUAUAUAUAUUUUUUUUCUUUCUUUUGUUUUUCAAUACAAAUAAAUCAUACAAUUUCCUUCAAAAUAAUUGUACACAAAUGAUACACUACACAUGUAAUCAAACUCUUCGUGUUUGUUGUUUCUCAAAGUGUUACAUUAUUUGGAUUCAAAAUUAUUAAUGCCCAUUUCAGAAUUAAUCCAGUAGAUACCCCCAUUCUCCUACUGGUCAUAGAUGUAUGAAAAAUUAUCUUAAAGUACGAAAUUGCUUCUAAUGAGUCUGACUGAAGAAUCUUACAUGUUCUUAUCUUCCCACUUCAUCUGGUUGUAAGGUCACAUGAACUUUUAUCAAGUAUACAUAGUUUGAUGCUUAAGGACAAAUGUUAUGUGUGAAGAGCACUAGAAACUAGAGCAAGUGAGGAUCCAUCCCUUUUGAAUUGGUGUCUGAGAGAAUCUUGUCUCUCUCCGAUAAAAGUAUGUUUCCCAUCAUACAUUGCAUCAUUUUCAAGUUAGAAUGGCACUAAGGGCAGUUUGUGACUAAGACAGACCACUGGUUAUGUAACUUGUAGUGAACAUUUUGGAGACUGAUUUUAAUAGGAAUGACUGAAUCAGCUUGUAAUACAUGUACACAUACUAAGUAUCGUAAUUUCUGUUACUGUGUCCAUCUGGGGGGGGGGAGGGGGGAGGGGGGGGGGGGGGGGUUGAAAUACAGUAUUCCAAUAUACAUGUAGCAUUCCUAUACUCUGUAUUUUUGUAGACAUGAACAUUUUUGAGACCCCAAUUGCUUUUCUAUUCUGCAAUUGAAUAUUUCCUAGAGAGGAAAAAAAGUUUUUAUUUCUGUGAUAAAAUGAUUUAUUUUGCUUUAAUUUGGUUCAGUAUGCUUUACAGGAACACUUCUAAUUAUAAAAGAGCAAUGCUUUUUAAGGAUUUACAUGCGAUACCAGGCAUUUUACUCUCCCUAUAACCACAUGUCUCUCUGUUUCUGGUCUUCAUUGUAUCAUAUGUGUACAUUAUGUAAUUUAUGUGUAUAGUCAGCAUGUAGAACAGUUUAGAAUAAGGAGAAAGGUUGUGUACAAUGAAUGAAUGUGCCAUAGCACACAUCACUGAUAUUAAAGUAUGCUGAAACGUC